AUGAAGUCAAUGCCAGAUCCAUCAUUACAAAUGAAGGUUAACCAAUAUAUGGUUAUUGGGCGUGGAAAACCAACCGAGCUCAAUCCACAUCCUAAAGUUUUCAGAGUCUGCAUCUUUGCUCCAAACGAAGUUGUGGCAAAAAGCAGAUUCUUCUACUUUAUGUCAAAAUUGAAUAAGGUUAAGAAGGCCAAUGGUGAGAUUCUUUCAGUUACUCGUGUCUUUGAGAAGAGACCAACAUAUGUAAAGAACUUUGCAAUCUUGCUUCAAUACAGAAGUCGUACAAAUGUUGUAUAUAUGUAUAAGGAGUACAGAGACAUAAGUAAGACUGGAGCUGUUAGCCAAAUGUAUGAGGAACUUGCAGGAUCACAUCGUGCUCAACGUAGCAGCAUUCAGAUUAUUCGCGUUUCUCAGAUUGAUGCUAAGCUUGCAAAGAGACCAAAGACAACUCAGUUCUUCAACUCCAAGCUCAAAUUCCCAGCUAUCAGAAAGUUACCAAUGGCUCCAAAGUCUUUACGCUCAACAUUUACUGCAUCCAGACCAACUACUUUCCAAAAGUAA
Molecule: messenger RNA, 558 nt
Organism: Cryptosporidium ubiquitum
Lineage: Eukaryota; Apicomplexa; Conoidasida; Eucoccidiorida; Cryptosporidiidae
Product: 60s ribosomal protein L18a
Exons: 1
Coding region: 1-558 (185 amino acids)
Biological process (GO): translation
Cellular component (GO): cytosolic large ribosomal subunit; ribosome
Molecular function (GO): structural constituent of ribosome
Source: RefSeq, a predicted model, not a curated record